AGGUGUCGCCACAUUGCAGUUCCACCUGUUUUAAGGAACUGUUUAGAAGUAUAGUUUGCCUUUUUAGAAAUAGAUUUGAAAUGAUCACAUCAUUUUAAGUUAAUUUCAUUCUAACCGGAAUUCUUUGAAAUUAAUGAUCAUUCAGUUCAUUCCUGAAAUAAAUUUGGCAGGAUUGCAGGAAUAAUGCAAAUAUGAAAGCGACUUUUAAACCUUGUGGAUGUGUCAUCUCCAUUGCAAUUUGUAUGUCGUUGGCAUUAUGUGAGUCUUCAUUCCACACGUCUGUCUCCUCAUCCCCAGUUAGAGAAAGCACUGUGCUGCAUAAUGAUUCCAUACAGUUUGACCAUGUCCCCAAUAUAGCCAUGGAUGGCUCAGUGGUCCGAAUUCGGUACCAGUGCUCUAGGGCCUGUGAGGUGGGAGUGGAGGUAGUGGUCUUUUCCACACAAAACAGGACAGGAGUGUUGGCCUUCCAGAAGAGAUGGACCAACCACAGGCGUCUCCAUGUCUCCAGAACGCUUCCAGUGAAACUGAAAUUCACACAAGACUUGCACCACAGAGACGAUUGCGUCAUCAAGCACUCAGCUGACGUCCGUAGUGCGGUGGUUCAAGCUUGGCUGUAUCACCUUGAGCAAGGAGACAAAUGCCAUGUGAAUAAGACCAGCUCAUAUCUUGGGUCUUUGGUGAGGACAUUCAAAGUGCUUCAGGCAGUUCUGCCCUCACAGUGUCCAGCCAGGCCUUUCCCUCGGUGCCCCACCUGGAUGGCUGAUCUUAGGUGGCAGCUGACCAGAGACAGACUCCACCAGUGUCGUCCACAUGAGUCAGACACUGUUGAUAUGUUGACAUUCCCAAUGGCCAGUACUGGAGAGAGAUUUGGAGUUAUCCGCAAGAUCCAGCCAUUCGUCAACAGAGGGCUGGAACAAGCUCGUCUCCUCACUGUGGAGAAAGCCAGGAUGACAGUGUCUGUGUGGGUUUAUCUGGUGCAGUGGUGUGACAAGUCUCUGUGCGGAAUCAUCCAUCACAUUGAUCAAAACAGCAAAUAUGACACUCCUCUGGUGCAGCUUACUAACACAGGUGAUAUCAUUAUUCAGGUGCGGGUGGCGUCUGGCAGAGAUCAGGCAUUCAGAGCCCACAUGGCAAUGCCUCUCUUUACCUGGAUCAGACUAGACUGCUUCAUGCAAGGCUCCAAGGUGACACUGCAAGUUACGCCUGCUGUGAAAAUGGAAGGAAUGGUGGAGCAUGUACACAUAUUUGACUUUCAAACUGACAUCCAUUACAAUGACACGGCUGGAUACUUUGUGAUUGGAGGGAGUCGGUUCUUGCCUGGUAUCCAUGGCUUUUUUGGACCAAUAAAAUACUAUCGCUUGGGCACUGAGAAGGUGAUCAACCCUCUUGCUCCUACCACAUUAGAGGUACUGGAUAAGAAACUGCGACAGUGUGAUGAGAUCAGAACUCUCACUGUGACCUUUCUCCAGGCUCUGACACAGAGCCAGGAAGUCUCUAUGACAGGUUUCUGUCACUCUCACUACAUCAGUUUAUGGAGACGGUUUGGACAGAAUAGCUGCAGACAGACUUGGACCUGGGAAGCACAGAUGAAGCACCGCACGCUUUUCAGCUUCCUAACGACCCAGCACACAAGAAUGUGGAACAGAACAACACCCCUUAAUAAACUUGGGAGCAGAAUGUUUGAGCACGUAGUGAGAAUACUGUCCAACAGAGGGAGCCCCAACGUGGACCCUACCACCCCCUCCUCCCUCAUAGAGCUUCUCCAGACCUCCUCCUGCUAUGGCUACCACCACGCCUCCUUGUUGCUCUCCACCAUUCAUCUAGCCGGCCUGAUGGGCCAUGUUGACCAACAGCAGGGUCAUGUCUUCAGUUUGAUUGGUGCCCUGGGAGACGACCGUUUAGCUCUAAUGCAUUUGGGUUACAAACACACACAAGGAAUUGACGGGUUCCCGAAAGAUUUUGACAUGGCUUAUGUCUACUACUCCAAUGUCGGGGCCCAAACCAGUAUUGACCAAGGGCAUGUAUUGGAAUAUAAGCAACACAUCACUGAGCACAUUCGUAUCAGUAACGAGGACCAGCUAAAGGGCCUGACUCAUGAGACGGGGGACACCUUUCUGUUUCUCAAACUUCAAGCUGACAAAGGAGAUGUUGAAUCACAGAAACAUCUAGCAAAGCUUCUGUUCUGGGGACAAAAUGGCAUCUCUAGGGACGUUGGGAGUGCAAUUAAGUGGUAUGCUAGGAGUGCCAUAGAGAUGGAGGAUCCAACAGCCAUGUAUGACUUCGCCAUCUUAUUACUCAAGGGACAGGGGGUGAAGCGAAACAGGACUCUGGCUCUUCAGCUGAUGGAAAAAGCUGUUGCCAAGGGUUCAGUCCAAGCCCUGAAUGCUUUGGGAUGGUACCACAGCACCAUACUGAAAGACUACAAGACAGCCUUCGAGCUUUUUGAUCAGGCUGCACGCAAUGGCAGCCACGACGGACUAUUCAACCUGGGCAUUUUCCACCUGAAUGGGAAGAUCCCAAACAACCCGGGGAAGAAUGAGACUGCUGCGUUCCAUCUCUUCCUGAACUCCUCCCUGCAUGGUCAUGUGGACGGGGCUGUGGAGGCGGCCUGGUACCUGUCCACAGGACAUCUGGAGGGGGUCGUCCGGGAUACAGAGAGGGCUGUGAUCAUGCUGAAACAAAUCUGUGAGCAGAACGGAUACCUGGGAUACGUAGUCAGAGAGGCCCUGCAAGCCUUCCUCCAGGACUCCUGGGGUGAGGCUCUGUUGAGGUAUGCCAUGGCUGCUGAAACUGGUUUAGGAGUGGCCCAGAAUAAUGUUGCCUACCUGUGUGAGGAGAUGGAGCAGAGCUAUGAUUGUCGAUGGAGAUAUUACAACCAUUCCACAAUGAACUAUGACCCACAUGACUCAGGAUUGCUGAAGAUGGGAGACUUCUACUUCUCCAGCAGCGUCCCUGGAGCUGUAGAUCAGGCUCUAUCCCUGUACACCAGAGCAGCACUGGCAGGAAGUUCUCAGGGAAUAUAUCAAUUAGUGAUUUUGGCAGAAAAGGGAUAUGGAGUCCCAUGGAUCAUCCGAGACUGGUUAAAUAUAUCAGUUCACGAUGGGCUGGACAUUGUGACUGAGAGACUCUUAGAAAGAUGUGUGGAGCUGAAUGAUGACAAGGAUCUGACACCCUGUGCUUUGUCUCUACUCCGAGUCCGCAUUGGAAAAGCCUGGAGUAAAAUUACUCAAAACACCAUACAGCUCUCACUGGUUUAUGCAUCUGCUGCUACUCUAAUUAUUACUCUGAUUAAUUUGCUAAUCCUGAAUGUUCUGGAGUGUCUCCAAAUGGACAUCCCACCUAGACAAGGAAGACAUACUGCUGGCAGGGCAGUAGAAAAUCCUCAAACAUCUAAUAGGAAUGGACCGCAGGAUCAGAAUGACCUUCUUAGGGGAGAAGACAGGAUGUCCAGAAUGGUUACAAUGUCCCAGGGUCUAUGGUUUAAUCUCUGGAGGGGUACACAGAUAGUGCGGAGGACAGCUGAUCUGUCGGUUACUGUGUCUGGGGUGUGUCUCUGUGCCCUUUGUACAUUGAUCCUCCAUCAUCUACUCCAAUAGAUGUCUUAAAACACAGGAAAUGCCUGAGGCAGGAGAUAACAGAUAAGGGAAUGUACUGUUUCUGGAAGCAAUGUCUGGAAGCAAGCCUGUAGUUAUGGUCAAACAUAUUUUGAGACAUGUGACUGAGUGAGAGAGAGCAGACUGAUAUGACAGUUUGUCUGCUACAGUAUCUGGUUAUUUUCUUUUUUUUGUUUUUGCCUCAAUAUGCUGAAACACCUUUUUUUCAGAUUGCUUUGUGUUUGAGGGAAUAAUUUUAGGCUUAAGGAUUACUCCCACACACACGCAUACAAAAUAUCUGAUUAUUUUACUGUAUCACUUCUGGCCUUGACAUGCAUUGUGGUGAUGUCUUUAUAAAAGGAGAAAGGAGUACAAGCGAUUUCUUUUCCUAACGCCAUUGUCAGUAUAAAAUAAAAUGCAAACUUUUCUGUUA
Esox lucius (northern pike) is the source of this 4026-nucleotide messenger RNA. Its product is annotated as protein sel-1 homolog 3. The record is from RefSeq and is a predicted model, not a curated record. Bases 192 to 3596 code for a protein of 1134 amino acids. Gene Ontology annotation, molecular function: protein binding. Lineage: Eukaryota; Metazoa; Chordata; Actinopteri; Esociformes; Esocidae. The transcript has 24 exons.